This is a messenger RNA of Musa acuminata subsp. malaccensis (wild Malaysian banana), 327 nucleotides long. RefSeq lists its product as uncharacterized. NCBI's taxonomy places the organism in Eukaryota, Viridiplantae, Streptophyta, Magnoliopsida, Zingiberales, Musaceae. The record is from RefSeq and is a predicted model, not a curated record.
AUGGUUCUGAAUGCUGCUUGUCAAGGCGAAGAAGGUGGAGCAGAGGACAUCGACUUGGGAGAAGAGCAAAUCAUUGUUGUUGCAGUUACUGCGGCAAAGAGGGCUGCUGUGGCUGCGGCAGAGAGGGCUGCUGUGGCUAUUGUGGCAGAGAGAGCUGCUGCGGUUGCUACGGCAAAGAGAGCUACUGCGGCUGCUGCGGCAAAGAGAGCUGUUGCGGCUGCUGCGACAAAGAGAGUUGCUGUGGCUGCGGUAGAGAGGGCUGCUGCGAUUGCUAUGUCAAAGAUGGCGGCAACGGCUUGCUCGAGCGAGAUGCGGGAACGAGGAUAG